CACCAGUCUCGGCCAUAUCUGCUGUGACAACUACCUAUGCAUAAACUCCCGAAUACAUAUUAGCUCCCGUCGCGACAAUGCCGAAGCGAAAACGCGACAAUGAUGAUGCUGAAGUACCCGACAAAGAGCGACAGUACCUCGGGUUGAAGGUGUCUGGGCUGAGGGCCAGAGUCACUCGAAGCGUCAAGACCCUCCAAGAUGCUCUAAAGCUUGCUCGAGGCUUCGAGAGGCAGAAACUGGGUCGCCGUCAGAAGAAUGCAAAUGAUAAUCCUCAAACAUUACUUCGGCUGCGAGAAGAAGUCAUCGUCCUAAAACAGUUGCAGCUUGAACAAACGGCGAAGAAUCAACUUCUGAAGCACUUGGUCAGAACAAAACGUAUCAAGGAGCAUCCUGUGUUUAUCAAGGCCUACGGGUCGGAUCCCGAGUUGGAACACGUUAAAUCAAGCGCCGAGGCAAAUGUGAUCGGAAGAUUGUUCAAUUCGAACCCUGUCAAACAGGUACUCCCCGAGAUCAUAAAAACGAUCUAUGCCGUACUUGAGAUCCCUCAGGCUGCUCAAUCUGCCUCGAAAGGGACAAAAGAGACAACCGCGAAAGUGACCAACUCAAGGGCGAGCUCGGGAGAGCAGGAUGAAUUCAAUGGCUUUCUCACAGAUGCCUCUGAAGACCUGGACAGCAGCGGACACGAACAGUCACCAAUACUAGAACUCGAGGACGACCGCAUUCUCGAACUCGCGAAAGGUCGCCUAGCGUCUUCCGAAGUCGAAUCUGGGAUAGAGUCUGAUGAAGAGGCCACGAAGCACGGGUUACUCCUCCGGAAAAAAGGUGCCAAAAAGCUGGUUGACCCUGGACGAGAUGUUAGAGAUGAGGACCUCUCGAUAUCAUCAUCUCCCAGCGAAAUGUCAGAGCCCGAAGGCGGGAAAUCUCGAAUGCCACACUCGAAUGAGGCAACGCAUAAAGCUGCAUUUCUACCAUCUCUUAGCAUGGCGGGCUACUAUUCCGGAUCAGAAUCUGAGGACGACGCGAAUGGCUAUCGAGGCCCGGCUUUGCCCAAGCCCCGAAAAAAUCGACGUGGGCAACGUGCCCGACAACAAAUAGCGGAGCUUAAGUUCGGAAAGAAUGCCAAACACCUGGAGAAGCAAAAGGGUCAGGAUGGAAGGAAUACAGGAUGGGAUCCCAAAAGGGGUGCGGUGGAUCGUCCCAACCACUCUAGAGGCCGGUUCCACGAGAGGAAGCUCAAUCAGAAGCCGAUAGGAGUCCAUGCGGAUGCCCGCUCCGGUCACCCACCAAAGCCCAAGCCAAAUUCGCGCGAUGAUCAGGGCUCGCUCCAUCCGUCUUGGGAAGCCGCGAAGAGACGAAAGAUGCAGGAUCAAGGCCAGGCCAGCUUCCAGGGCAAACGAAUAACCUUUGACUGAUGGAUGGUAAUGCUUGAUGGGUGAGGGUUGCUUAUACUGUCAACCCUUUCUCAUUAUUGCCACUGGACCGAAGAACCAGAAACAUUGUACGAUAGCGUCAUUGGAAGUGAACGUUUUCUGUCAGUGCCAAGUCCAUCGCCUUGAUCGCGCAAGAGAGUCUUCGAAGAAGAAAUCCCACAAGCUAAUGCAUGGCAUACUGAGAGGGUUGUGGGCAACCGCCGUUGUGCGACGUGCGAGCACAGCAGCAGAUCCUUCCUUGUAGUCCUAAAAGGCAGCUUUCUUCUCUUUCUGGUGGACAGGACAGCAGACCUAAUCACAUCCCGAAAGCCAUGCUGUGACAGUUUUUCAGCCACUAUCUGUCGAUCUGGUCAAAAGGGCUCCAGACCUUUUGCAAAAGCGGUGUAGGUUUCCGCCAAAGUCCCUGGCUCAGCCUCGUGGAUCGAUACAGGCAACAAGAAACUCAUGUGG
Molecule: messenger RNA, 1880 nt
Organism: Cladophialophora immunda
Lineage: Eukaryota; Fungi; Ascomycota; Eurotiomycetes; Chaetothyriales; Herpotrichiellaceae
Exons: 1
Coding region: 78-1412 (444 amino acids)
Biological process (GO): maturation of SSU-rRNA
Cellular component (GO): nucleus; 90S preribosome
Source: RefSeq, a predicted model, not a curated record